AAUACCCUACAAAACCUUCAACCUCCAAAAUCUUUUCUCACUCUUAUUUCCAAAGCUCUUACACCAUAACUCAAACCUGUUCUUUAAUUUGAAACAACCCUUUAUUUUACCCAAAAAAAAGGUGAAAACAUGAACUAUACUACCUUGGGUGAGUUUAGUUUUCCUCAUCUCUGUCACCGAAGCUCAGCCUCCGGUGGUCUCUUCCCUUACUUAACGGAACAGUGGGGAGACUUACCGUUCAAAGUUGACGACUCUGAAGACAUGAUUGUCUACAACUCCCUACGUGAUGCCGUCAGUUUUGGGUGGUCUCCGUUAGACUUAACGGCAGCCACCACAACAGUAACAGCAACUUCCAUAAAAGCCGAGCCAAGAGACAUCUUUCAACAGCUGGCUCCAGGAGCCGCCGAGCCAUUGAGAUUGGCUCCUCAAAGUGCUUCACAAAACAAUUCGUACGAAAGUGCUUUCCUUGCUUUCAAAAGCAGAAUUGAACGCAACAAUACUAUUGCGUCCAAAAAAACAGAAAACAAAGUGAGCGCUACUAAUACUAUUAUUAAAGAGAGGCAUUAUAGAGGGGUGAGGCGAAGGCCUUGGGGAAAGUAUGCGGCGGAGAUACGUGACCCGGCUAAGAAUGGCGCGAGAGUGUGGCUCGGCACCUACGAGACGGCUGAGGAAGCGGCUUUGGCUUAUGACCGAGCGGCUUAUAGGAUGCGUGGCUCUAAGGCUUUGCUUAAUUUUCCUCACCGGAUUGGCUCGGGUGAGCCAGAGCCGGUUAGAAUCACGGCUAAGCGCCGUGAGCCGGAGCCGGGUUUGGAAAAAGGCGGCUCAGCCAAGAGGGGUAAAGUAGCUAAUGAAAUUGAAGCUGUGUUUCAACUGGGUUCACUGCCAGUUGCCGAGCAAUUAUUGGUUAGUUAACAUAGUGGUUUGGAAUGGAAUCUCGUGUCAAGAAAAAUAAAACAGAGAGAGAUAUCUAUACCUACCAAGUGUUUGUUUUGGUUCUGUACAAAGUGAGGUUUUGCAAAUCUUUUUUUUUUUUUUUAGUAAAAUGUACUUGAGGUUCUGAGAAAUAAGUUGGUAAGGUAAAAUUUGAUUUUACCGAAAUGGUGGAAAUUAUUAAUGGAGUGACAAGUGAAGUACUUUACUAAAAUGACUUUUAUUUUUGCUUUUA
Molecule: messenger RNA, 1165 nt
Organism: Quercus lobata
Lineage: Eukaryota; Viridiplantae; Streptophyta; Magnoliopsida; Fagales; Fagaceae
Product: ethylene-responsive transcription factor 2-like
Exons: 1
Coding region: 130-912 (260 amino acids)
Biological process (GO): ethylene-activated signaling pathway; regulation of DNA-templated transcription
Molecular function (GO): DNA-binding transcription factor activity; DNA binding
Source: RefSeq, a predicted model, not a curated record